CCUCAUUUACCAAUAUGCUGAAGACACACGUCCACUUGAUCCUCCUGCUUCUAGCACGCUCAGUGAAGACCGAUGAGUACGUUAAAGAGGCGCUUGUGAAGUGCAACUCCACGAAAAGUUCCUUGGAGUGCACAAAAUAUAACGUGUUGAAGUUUAUCCGACAGCUGAACUUGAAUUUGUUGACUGAUAUAGUGAGUGAAUCACAAUCUCGAAGAAAGGAGGUGGAGGUCAGUUUUCCGAAGCAUCAGCCUGAUGACCCGGAGUUGUUGAAGUUCGUGAAGUUUGUGGUCAGAAAGGUCGUAUCCACGGUAUCAUCGUAUGCCCUGGAACUUGGACUGUUUGAAGAUGAGGAAAGUAAGAAUGCAGAUUUGGAGACAGAGAACAACAGUACUGCUGUGUCAAUAAGUAUGAGAAAGCAUAAGGAAAGAGAAGUUGAUCUACCCACAAGGUUGCUAUAUGGGAUGAUGUGGUUCGUGCCUAUCUUUAUACUAUCCAACCUAUUUGUGACAUGGAUAGGAGCUUCCAUUAUGGUAGUCUUCGUAGCAAUCCUGCAGAAUGCUUUAUUUGUACUGCUGAUUUACGCUCCGAUGUUACUAUGGGGCAUUAAGAGCGAAUGUCAGAAGAAUUCUUCCUGGAUCCAGACGUUGCUUGGCUAACGACUGUUUUGUAAAAAUAAAU
Acanthoscelides obtectus is the source of this 678-nucleotide messenger RNA. The record is from the annotation of a GenBank genome assembly. NCBI's taxonomy places the organism in Eukaryota, Metazoa, Arthropoda, Insecta, Coleoptera, Chrysomelidae.